CAUGAGGGAAGCCAUUAAGAUAGUCAUUAAAAAUGUUGUAGCAUACAUUUGUAUGUAACUGCUCUUCAAAUUGUCUUUGGUGACAUCUCGGCUGUCAUCAUGCAAGCUGUUGCUUUUCUCCCUCUUGCGCUCAUCUUUGCCAUCUUCAGCUCUGGGAUGUGUGAAGACACAGUGGCGGAGGACCUGGGACAGCACCAGCUGGAGCGUCUGGUGGACCUGCUGACCCUGACGGAGUGCAAGAACCUCCACGCCAGCUUAGCCGGGCCCGAGGAGGACGUCCUGGGGCACAUCCAGCAGCUCUCCCCCGAGAACAAUGACCUCGGCCUGCUGGAACAGCGACGGCGGCGACGGAGGGACGCUAGCGAUAUUGAAAGCGUGGCCCAGUGUCGGACUGCCCUGACAGACUGGCUGCAGCUGCAUGGAGAACAGACGUAUUACGACAGGCUGUCUCACGCGCUACAGCAGAUUGGCAGAGUCGACAUCGCAAUAGAGGUAGCCAAGAACAUCAACCAGGCCAAGACCCUCAGCCUGGAGCACUACGUGGAGGAAUACCACCGCCAUGUUGAGCGUCUGACAGCUGAGGAGAACAAUGCCAAGAGACACACAACAAGCAAGGAAGGAAGCCGACAGACGUUCACAGGAAAGGGAGCCAUACGACAAUUGAGAGACCUCACCAGACAGCACCUGGAGCUGGUGGUGGAGCGUCGGCGAGUGCCCCCCAACCCCCGCCGCCUGCUGGACGGGGUGUGGCCCCUGGUCUAUGGCAUCCUCCUGGGCUUCUCUGGGGCCUUUGUGGCAAGCGUCGCUGCCCUACUAGUGAUUGCACGCAUCUGUGGUCGUCAUCCGAAAUCCUCAACCAACCGCAAAAGAAGAUGUUAUCGUCCAAUAAGGUUCCAUGAGGAAGGAGAUCAACUGAUCGGCGUGAUGACAAAUUCUGAGCCAGCAACGCCUGAAACAACAAAGGACCCUUCUCUCACUGCUUCAUCUUGAGCAAAUCACACUUCACAUUG
Molecule: messenger RNA, 1010 nt
Organism: Engraulis encrasicolus (European anchovy)
Lineage: Eukaryota; Metazoa; Chordata; Actinopteri; Clupeiformes; Engraulidae
Product: transmembrane and death domain protein 1-like
Exons: 5
Coding region: 100-990 (296 amino acids)
Biological process (GO): signal transduction
Molecular function (GO): protein binding
Source: RefSeq, a predicted model, not a curated record